GUGGGGACAAAAUGAACAUCACUUCAUUAAAAGACAAGAUUUCAAGCUUUUGAAUUUGUCAGCAUUCACUGGACAAACAUCACUGAAGAUGCCAACACUUGUGAUUUCUACACAUAUGUGUCUAUGAAGCUAGGAAAAAUCCAGAGAGAACCACUAAUCUAGCCAAAAAUCUUCAAAAGAUGUGUAACAUACUCUAUAAGUCCCAUUUGGUUAUCAUGUUCAUGAUGGUUCUUUCUCUACCUUUCAAUGUUCAAUCCCAAGACAAGGAUGUACAGAACAUGCCAGAAAUACCCAAAAGUGUCCAUCCAAGCAAAGGAGUUAUAAUAAUAGUUCUCUCUAUAAUGUUUGCCUCAGCAUUUCUCUUACUUGCUUAUGUAAAGUUCUGCAGAAUCAGCUCAGCCCAAAUUCUGAACCAAAACUCCAAUCUCCAAACUCUAACAAGAUCAAGGUCAAGACUUUCUUCUGGGGUUGACAAACAAGUAAUUGAAUCACUCCCUUUCUUCAAGUUUUCUUCCUUAAAGGGAUCCAAACAAGGCCUAGAAUGCACCGUUUGUUUAUCGAAAUUCGAGGACAUCGAGGUUUUAAGGUUGUUGCCAAAGUGCAAACAUGCUUUCCACUUGAGUUGCAUUGACAAGUGGCUAGAAAGCCACUCUACUUGCCCUCUUUGCAGGUACAGAGUUGAAGCAGGGGACAUCAAGAACUUCUCUUAUUCAUUGAGUUCAAGGUCUCUGAGAGUUCCUUCAAAUUUAACUGAGGACCCAAAUCUUGAAAUUUUUAUCCAAAGAGAGUCAUCAAGGAGAAAGAGCAACAAUCAAGAGCUUCUUAUUGAUCACGAUGGUGGAGGUAAUAGUGGUGGUUCAACUGCAAAGUUCAAACCUUUGCACUUGAUCAAUCAUAGAAUUUUGAUCUCUGAUGUUGUUACAAGGAGCAGGUGGAGUGAUCUUAAUUCCUCAGAUUUGCUAUCAUUGAACUCUGAGAUGCUUAAUGACAUGUGUAGCACUAGAUUUUCUCCUUCUGAAUCCAACAACAGUGAGAAGUUUCAAGGAGUUUCAAUCCAUUUUCCCAGUGCUUCCAAUGAGGAAGAAGAUGAGAAUUCGUUCACGGCGCUGAAUCCGGCUGAGAAGAGGUCCAUGUCUGAGAUUGCGAAUGUUCCAAGGUUUUCUGAGAUGAGCAAGAGGAACAGAAUCAGAGAAUGUAAUGGGGAGAAUGGAAGUGAAGAGAGACUUUUGAGGAUUUGGAUGCCAAUUGCAAGAAGAACAGUCCAAUUGUUUGCAAGACAAGAAAGAAAUUUAGUUGAGUUAGAAGAUAGACCUUUAGCUUCAAAUGUUUGAUGAUUGUAAUAGUACUAAUAGCAUGAUUGGUUUCAAAAUUUGCACAUAUUCAAAGGAAAUUUUACUCAAAA
Messenger RNA from Lotus japonicus, 1402 nucleotides. Its product is annotated as putative RING-H2 finger protein ATL12. The coding region runs from base 180 to 1331 and encodes 383 amino acids. NCBI's taxonomy places the organism in Eukaryota, Viridiplantae, Streptophyta, Magnoliopsida, Fabales, Fabaceae. The transcript has a single exon. The record is from RefSeq and is a predicted model, not a curated record.